GCUUUAUCCAAUUCGCAUAUACAAACAUACUUACACACACGUGUGGUGUCAGUCACUGUGUCCAUCCAUCCACCCACCCUCCCAUCCUCCGGCUACGUGUCCAGGUCCCAUGCAUCUGGUUGCCUGUUGUUUGCCUGGCUGUUCCCCUGGCAGCUGCCUCCGUUCAUCUCCACCCCGCCCUCUAUCCUGUCGCCCAGAAUGUCCACACCCUCGUCGGGCGUGAAGUCGUGCGGGGGAGAUGUCGGCAGACGCGCCGUCAGAAUCUGUACCCCUGCACACAGACACGGAUGUCCAUCCACAAUUGACAAGAGGAGAUAGAUGCAAUCCAAUCGAUGCGUUGGUGAUCCGAUCCUAUGUCGUACCGGUUUCCGUGAUGAGCAGUGUGUGUUCGAACUGUGCUGAGCGUUUGCCGUCGACUGUCACGGCUGUCCAGUCGUCGGGCCACGUCCGGUCCUUCCAUGUACCUGGACACACACACACCAAACCAACGACACACACAGAUCAAGGCAGGGAGGGACCUUUCUGCGUGCGUAAGGUAAUCUUAGCUCCUCCCCCCUCCCCUCCCCCAUCCCAUCCUCCCACUGCACUGACCCAUGUUGAUCAUGGGCUCGAUCGUGAAAGUGUGGCCGGGCUUCAUCAGGCCUACCUGAAUCGAAUGAGCAACAAGGUGAGUGCAGUGUAGUGCACAUCCCAUCCUUAUCAGGACAGGCCGGUGUCCGUCUGUGUGCCCACCGCUUUGUUCUUAGCGUAGUGCGGCACGUUGGGUGCGGUAUGGAAGAGGUUGCCGAUGCCGUGGCCGCAGUAGGACCGGACCACCUGCAGCCCGUACCUCGCGGCCGUCCUCUGGAUCACGUUGCCAACCUCACGGUACAUCAUGCCCGGCUUGCACUGCACGAACGAGGACAGACAAACAGACAGACAGUACACACACGGAGAGAGGGGGAUGUGUGUGAUGAUGGCUUGGCUGCACGUGUGUGUGCGUGUGGCUGCUCCGCUCACCAGCCUGAUUGCGUCCAUUAGGCAAGCGUAGGCGCCCCUGACCUGCACAGACAGACAGACAGACAGACAGAGAGGCGCAUGGGCGUGGCGUUUGUCCGUGUGUGUAUUGUAUGUGUUGGCCGCCCGGCUGCCGACUGACUGACUGACCAGUUUGUGCGAGUCUUUGUCGACCUUGCCGACGAAAUACGUCUCGUUGAGGUCACCUACACGACACGCCCGCACCCACUCUCUCGUUGCUGAAUGGCUGCCUACCCCACACCCAUGGCCUGCCUGCCUGGGAUGUCUGGGAUGUCUACCUACCUACCGUGCAUUCCUUUGUAGAAGACGGUGAUGUCCACAUUGACUAUAUCACCCUCCUCUAAUGGCCUGAAUGACGAAGGGGGAGAGAUGUUUGUUUGUGUGUGUACGAGCUGAGCUGCCUCAGGCCGGCCACCUGGUGUCUGGGACGCCGUGGCAGAUGACCUCGUUCACAGAGCUGCGUACAUUACAUUCACACACACACAGGCAACAGGCAGGCCACCAGAUGGAUGGGGCGCCCGUCGUCUCCCUCCAUCUUUGCCAUUCGUCGCGUGCUCACUCACGUGCAGCAAGACUUCUUGAAGUGCAUGUAAUUGAGUGGAGAGGGGUAGCCAUCCCGCGACACAAUGAACCAGUGCACCUGCAAUGCGACACACACUAUUCCAGCACUAGUGUAGGCUGGCUGAGCCUAGCGGGCUAAGUACGUGUCGGUGGUCAGUCAGCAGAUUGGUUACCUUUUCGUCGAUUUCGUCACAGGUGACGCCGGGCCUGAUGAGGCUGUGGGCGUAGUCGAGCGCCUCACGCCCUAGGCGGCACGACUCACGCAACCUCUGACGGACGGAGGAUCCGAUCCACAUGCACCACACGACACAGAUGCAAUCCAGUAGGUAGGUAGGCAGGCCCUCACCCCACGGCCCGCCGCACCUGGAUCUGCUCUUCUGUCUUAAUCUCUAUGCCAGGCUUCUGACGAGCCAUCUCCUCACUCAGAGGUAUGCCUGACACACACACACACACACACACACACACACGUGGCAACGAGUUGAACGGAAUGAGUGCACCAGACACCCGGACAGAGACUGACCUUUCUCGGCAUAGUCUGGCCGCUCGAUGUGUGUGGGCACUUGUCUCCUCGGCGAGAUGGGCCAUGGCCUCAACGGCCCAGAGAAAAUAUAACCACAGAACACACUGCCACGCAUCCACCCCAUCCCACCCCACAGUCAGUUCUAAAAGGAGGUGUGCCUUGCUUCGACUCCUCUCCCUCCCUCACCGACCGCAUGUGCUCAUCGGUCCUCCAUGGGACACCUCCCGUGACCUCAUCGUCCUUGAUGGCACUGACAGCAUGAUCCGCCGCAGCUGACACAGCCAAUGCCCUCUCCGCUGCCUUGUGCACCUUCUUGUGCUUGGCCCAGCUCUCACGGAAACACUCCUGACCUGACACACACGCGCACACACACACAUUCAGACACGAAAGAGGAGGUGUCAUGACUGUCUGUCUGCUUGUGUUGUGCACCUAACCUACCGCAGAAGAUGGCCUGUGGGAGGUCCAGUUUGAUGCAGGUGGGGCAUGACAUUGUCGACUCUGUCAUUUUGCCGCAUCCCGCGCAGGCCUUGCCCUCUGCUGCUGCUGGACCAUCUGCCGCACCUCCAUUCAUCGCAGCAGCGGCAGCUGGAGAUGAUCUCUCCACGUCAGCCAUUUGAAUCAACAACCUGGUGAUGGCCGCAUGAGGAGAUCUCUCAACAGAUUAUGGCAAAACGUUGCUCCGGUGGUUGAACACAAGCAAGAACGUCGGAAAAAAGAG
Messenger RNA from Vitrella brassicaformis, 2816 nucleotides. The record is from the annotation of a GenBank genome assembly. Lineage: Eukaryota; Vitrellaceae.